Molecule: messenger RNA, 615 nt
Organism: Striga asiatica
Lineage: Eukaryota; Viridiplantae; Streptophyta; Magnoliopsida; Lamiales; Orobanchaceae
Source: the annotation of a GenBank genome assembly
AUGUGGCUCACGCUGCCAGUGCUCUCUAGAAGAUUCUCAGUCGGAGAUAGUGUUGCUACGUUGUACAGAAUAGCUUGUUGGUUCGCCGGAGAAGAUGAUGUCUCGUCACAAUCGCAGGCGACAACCCUCAGCCAUCUUCCGUGUAGCCCUUCGUCAGCGUUCUUGUUCAGUCCACGUAGCUUCACCCAUCAUGAAUACUUUUCAUGUCUGGCCGCCAAGCUUCCGCCACGAGAUCGUCACCAUGUGCAACCGAGUGGGGUCUUGGAUGAAGUUGUUGGAAAUGUCAAGUAUCCAAAAACCAACCAAGAAAAUGGUUGCGGCAACCGGGAUGGAACAGACCACGUGGUAAAAGUGAGAAAUCUGGUUGGGGCCUCUCCUCCUAUAUCUAAGCAAAGGGGCCCACUGAGCUUGAGUGUGGGUCCAACAGCAAAGAGCCCAACAGCCCAUGGUCAUGUAGGGGGUUUAGAAUCUAUUCCGGAGCAAAAUAAACCUGGUGGUGGCCUGACCAUAUUCUUCCACUCCGGCUUCCCACAUCAAAACCGGGCGUGCCCAGCUGACCGGAAUCCAUUGAAUCGCCUUCAAGAACUCGGAGCACCUGAUAAAAAAGAUACGUAA